UUCCUGUUUAGGCAGGAGGAGGAGCCGGAGGCGCGCGCUAGGCCGCGCUCUCGUCUGCGCCGCGGCAACGGUAACGGCGGCGAGUCGGGGGGGCGGCGAGUCGGCCAUGGCGCUGUCCGAGACCCAGCUGAAGAAGAUGCUCGCCAAGUAUAAGUAUAGAGAUCUGACGGUGCAGGAAACCACCAGUGUUAUUACCCAGUACAAAGACCUCAAACCUGUAAUGGAUGCAUAUGUUUUUAAUGAUGGCUCAUCCAGGGACCUGAUGAGCCUCACUGGAACCAUUCCUGUGCCUUAUAGAGGUAACACAUACAAUAUCCCUAUAUGUCUGUGGCUGCUGGAUACCUACCCUUUCAAUCCCCCAAUCUGUUUUGUUAAACCAACUAGUUCAAUGACAAUUAAAACUGGGAAGCAUGUUGAUGCAAAUGGAAAGAUAUAUCUUCCUUAUCUGCAUGAGUGGAAACAUCCCCAGUCAGACUUGAUAGGAUUGAUUCAAAUUAUGAUCGUGGUGUUCGGAGAGGAACCUCCGGUCUUUUCUCGGCCUACCAUUUCAUCAUCCUACCAACCAUACCAAGCAACAGGACCACCAAAUACAUCCUAUAUGCCAGGCAUGCCAAGUGGAAUCUCUCCCUAUCCACCAGGACACCCUCCUAACCCAAGUGGCUACCCGGCCUAUCCUUAUCCACCUGGUGGUCCAUUUCCAGCAACAACAAGUGGUCAGCACUACCCAUCUCAGCCUCCUGUGACUACUGUUGCAGAUGCCAGAAGAAAGCAGAAGCAGGUAUGGAUUUGUGGUCAUUCGUAUGUUUUCUGGGCAGAAAAACGGGCACUCGUAAGAAGCUUUGGCCCACAACUGGGCAUUCGAGUGGAGGAUGCCAAAUUGCACUGGAUAGGAAAGAGCGGCAUGAUGUGGGAUCAGUUAAUACCCACUCUGUUUCAUGCACGAAGGCGUCUGCCAGAUCCUGAUGUGCUGGUGAUACACCUGGGAGGAAAUGAUCUGGGGACAACAAAAUUUGUGGAUCUUAUCAUCCGAAUUAAGAAAGAUUUAGGAUUUAUCAAGCACACAUUCAAGAAUGUCAUUCUGGUCUGGUCAAACAUUGUGCCCCGAAAGGCAUGGAACCAAGAAGAGACGUAUAGAUUCAUGGAUAAGAACAGAAAAAAAGUCAACAGGGAAAUUGGCAACUUUAUGAAGUUUAUCGGAGGGUGUGUGAUCAGACACGAUUCCCUUGUACCAGAGUCUCCGGGUUUAUUCCAUCUAGAUGGUGUCCUCUUAUCUCAAAGUGGUACUGAUGUCUUCAACCUGGAUUUACUGAGUGUUUUGGAGACUUUGAUAUGACUUUGGAGGAAGUUUGACAUUAUUGGCCAUGUUUUUGACAAGUAGGAACCUCACCAGGGGUAGGGAAUACACCGUAGGAGGAUUCCCAAUGAUAUGGGGAUACUUUGGUAGUGUUGGGAGUUGCCAUCUCUCAUGUGGGGGAAGCAGUACUGGUUGCUGAAUACAUUUCAGAGGUUGAUAAGUGUUUCUGGCACAUAAUAUUUGUUACCCCACUAUUAAAAUGAAAUGUUAUUCCCAGAUGCUAAGCUUUGUUGUUCUGCAAGGUCUAUUUAACAUUUUAUUUUGAGCUUACUUUGAUUAAUUUAUGUAACUUGUUUAAAGGGACACUGCCAAAUAGUUUUUACCCCCUUUUUAAAUACACUAUCUUCUCUAUGUAAAAUCAUUCAAUAGUAGGUAGCUUUGUGAUAGGACCUAACGUAUAAUUGAACUUUUUGAAGCAUUUCAUUAUUAGAGAUACAGUAAGACGAACUAUAUGGACAUAUUCACGAUGACAUUUUCUGACACAGUAUGCAACUUUAAAGGUAUGUAAAAUAGGAAGGUAGGUUGUCUGGCAGAGCAGGAUGUUGUGAUUUGAGACUUCAGGGUUCUAUUCCCAGCUCUGUCACUGAUUUAUUAUGGAAAUAAGUCAGUUAACUUCUCCAUACCUCUGUUUACCUGUCUGUAAAAUGCAUAAUAAUUACCUCAGAGGGGUAUUUGACAGUUCUGAUGACAGUUACUAUAGAAGUUCAGUCUUGUCACUGUGAAGGUAUAGACUCUUGACAUAAUGUCCUUUUUAAAUAACAAACUAUUUUUAAAGACUUGAAUUUGUUAUAGUAUUUUUGUUUUUUAAAGAUGUUUGAAAACAGAUUCUUUCCUUACCAAUUUUGUCCUUUUCCAUCUUUCCAACAGUUUUCCUCUUUCUAACAAAGCAUAAAAUUAACAAUUUUGUGCUUGCCCCAAUAUCUUUGAUGUUUUCAGCGUAGCCCUGGCAAAAGUGUCUGAUGCUCCAGAACCAGUAAGAGGCAUUCUUGCUUUUAUUUUGCUCCUUCAGAAUUGAGGCCUUUUAAAACUUUCUCAUAUUGUGGAUUUUCUUCUUCUUUGAAACUGCUUUACUGAUUCACUUGAAACUCAGGUUUUUUCUAAUGUUAAAUUGCUAUAAACUGCUUGACAGUGUCUCUUUAACUUAGUGAUCAUGUAGAAAACUGCAGCAUUUUCCUUCCAGUAAUUGUUGCGGUAUAUUGAUAUUUUUGUUGUAGGGAAAAAGCUUUGGGCCUGGUUUACAGUUUACUUUUUGCAUAUAGCCAACCAGCACUAUAAUUUAAUUUUGUUAGUUGGGAGUGCUGAGCUACAAAAAAUCAAAAUAUUGUGAAAUGUGUUAGCAAAUAUAUUAUUCCAGGUAGUUAAGAUUUAAAAAAUUAAAUUUUGUAGAAAAGAAUUUUAAUAUUUCAAAAAUCUCCAUCUUCUCUCCUGUCUCAGUUCCCAUUGUCAAGAUAUGUAUUACAUAACGUUCAUUAAUUUGUAUUUAAAGUAGUUUUGGUCAAUGGACUCAAGGAACCUGUUUUAUUUUCUUAAAUGAAGACUCCUGUCAGUAUUUUGAUAGCUCCUUGAUGUAGCAAUUUGCAUUUGGAAAUCUCUUUUUGACAGGACUUGAGAAAGGAACUGCUUUAACCUUACCAGGUGCCCCUUCUCCCCAUUUUCUCUUUAAUCAAGUCUUCUUCCAGAAAGAUAUUGGUUAUGCAGGGAAUUGCCUGCGAAAGGACACUUGUCAGAGACAGGAUAGAGGUGAGUAUUAGGAGUGGAGGAGUGUUCAUUCUCCACUAUUCUGGCCUUACAUUACUCAAAUUCCCAGCCUCGCCAACUUUUUGGAGGAGGAAUAAGGAAGCUGCAGUUUAAUAGAAAACACCACAGUCUGUAUACAGGACUCUAAGGCAAAAGUAAUAGAAUAUAGGACAGUGUGCAGCCUAAAAGUUAGUUUGGUGAAGCUUGCAGUAGGGACAUUGGAAAAGAUUUAUUUGAGUAUUCAUCUCUGUUCUUGAAUACCUCUGAAGGUUUCCCUCCUGUACAGGGCAACUCUGUAGCCUUUAGAGGAACUGGGGUUGACUCCCUCACGCACUGGGAAAGGUUCUGCUCAAUACAUACGUAUCAAGGACUUAGAAGCACUUCCAGCACGUAUGGCAUGGGUACGUUUUGUACCCUACACUUGGAUUAGAAUGUUCCCCGAUGGAAAUACCUACUCUCUGGCGAGGUCUACAGUCAUAUUUAUACCUUUUUGAUGUUGGACGAUGUUGAUGAUUAAUGCAUUUAAUUUGUAUAACUUGGUGAUUGUGUUUUACAAAUAAAGUUGUAGCCUUUA
Molecule: messenger RNA, 3665 nt
Organism: Mauremys reevesii (Reeves's turtle)
Lineage: Eukaryota; Metazoa; Chordata; Testudines; Geoemydidae
Gene: TSG101
Product: tumor susceptibility 101
Exons: 8
Coding region: 107-1333 (408 amino acids)
Biological process (GO): protein transport; protein modification process; endosome to lysosome transport
Cellular component (GO): ESCRT I complex
Molecular function (GO): ubiquitin binding
Source: RefSeq, a predicted model, not a curated record